Molecule: messenger RNA, 951 nt
Organism: Nannospalax galili (Upper Galilee mountains blind mole rat)
Lineage: Eukaryota; Metazoa; Chordata; Mammalia; Rodentia; Spalacidae
Product: olfactory receptor 1468-like
Exons: 1
Coding region: 1-951 (316 amino acids)
Biological process (GO): G protein-coupled receptor signaling pathway
Cellular component (GO): membrane
Molecular function (GO): G protein-coupled receptor activity; olfactory receptor activity
Source: RefSeq, a predicted model, not a curated record
AUGAGAGGAAACAAAGGACACAACCAAACUGUGAUCUCAGAGUUCCUCCUCCUGGGCCUGCCCAUCCCACCAGGGCACAAGCACCUGUUCUAUGCCCUGUUCCUGGCCAUGUACCUCACCACCGUCCUGGGGAACCUCAUCAUCAUUGUCCUCAUUGGACUGGACUCCCAUCUCCACACACCCAUGUAUUUGUUUCUCAGCAACUUGUCCUUCUCUGACCUCUGCUUUUCCUCUGUCACAGUGCCCAAAUUGUUGCAGAACAUGCAGAGCUCAGUAAUGUCCAUCCCCUACGCAGGAUGCCUGACACAAAUGUACUUUUUCUUGUUUUUUGCCGACCUUGAGAGCUUCCUCCUUGUGGCCAUGGCCUAUGAUCGCUAUGUGGCCAUAUGCUCCCCUCUGCACUACAGCAGCAUCAUGAGCCCUAGGCUCUGUGCCUGUCUGGUGGUGCUGUCCUGGGUGCUGACCACGUCACAUGCCAUGUUGCACACCUUGCUCUUAACCAGAUUGUCUUUCUGUGUGAACAAUGUGAUUCCGCACUUUUUCUGUGAUCUGUCUGCUCUGCUCAAGCUGGCCUGCUCUGACACUCGUGUUAAUGAACUGGUAGUAUUUAUCAUGGGAGGGCUUGUGGUUGUAAUUCCAUUCCUACUCAUUGUAGUGUCUUAUGCACGGAUUGUCUCCUCCAUUCUCAAGAUCCCUUCAACUCGAGGUAUCCACAAGGUCUUCUCCACCUGUGGCUCCCACCUGUCUGUGGUGUCACUGUUCUAUGGGACAAUAAUUGGUCUCUACUUAUGCCCAUCAGCUAAUAAUUCUACUGUGAAGGAGACUGUCAUGGGUAUGAUGUACACAGUGGUGACUCCCAUGCUGAACCCCUUCAUCUACAGCCUGAGGAACAGAGACAUGAAGGGAGCCCUGAUAAGAGUCCUUCAAAAGAAAAUUCUCUUCUGUCCAUGA